AUGGGUCCUCUUCUUCUUCUUGCUAUGCUCCGGCGAUGGGGAGAAGAUAUAGACAACUCGGCCGACAGUUUGGAGAUUUGCUUCCCGCGGGAAUUCGAGUGGGUCACGGACUCAGGAAGAGCCAGUACUCUCUCUACCCGCUUUCCAUCCAUAGUCGCCGUCGCCUGUUUUCGUCUUCUCCUCACCUGCCGCUGCGGCGAACCAGUCCAGUCGUCGCCGGCGCCGCCCAAACCGAAGCCAAGCAGAUCGUCGCCGAUGUUCAGGAAGCGCCUCUUGAAGAAGGUGCUGCAGCAGCGAAGGAAUGGAGGAGGACCAGGAGGGGGAGCAGGAGGAGCAGGAGAGGUGGCCCAGCUGGACGCGCAGAUCGCGCUUCACUACGGGGUCCCCUACGCCGCCUCGGUCAUGGGGUUUGAUCCAGUGCAGCGGCUCCUCGCCGUCGGGACGCUGGAUGGCAGGAUAAAAAUCUUUGGAGGUGAUAACAUCGAAGGCCUCCUCAUAUCGCCAAAGAGUGUGCCAUACAAGUAUUUGCAGUUUAUACAAAACCAGGGACUACUGGUUGCAGUUUCUAACGAGAAUGAAAUCCAGGUAUGGAAUCUCGAAUUCAGACAACUAUUUCAUUUUUCCCAGUGGGACGUCAACAUAACUGCAUUUGCAGUCAUAGAGGAGACCUUUUUUAUGUACCUUGGAGAUGAAAAUGGCCUGCUUUCUGUUCUGAAGUAUGAUGUAGAUGAUGGGAAGCUUCUAAGGAUGCCUUACAAUGUUACUAUACAUUCCUUAAGUGAAGCAGCUGGUGUUUCCUUGCUUGAUACUCAACCUAUCGUUGGAAUAUUGCCUCAACCGGACACCUUGGGCACGAGGGUGCUAAUUGCAUUUGAGAGAGGAUUGUUAGUUCUUUGGGACAUAUCGGAGGACCGUGCAAUUGCUGUUCGCGGCUAUGGGGACUUACACAUGAAAGGUCAAGUCAGUGGCGCUCAAACAGAUGUUAGUGAACAUCAAAUAGAUAAUGUUGAUGAGACUGAAGAAGAGAGAGAAAUUUGCUCACUUUGUUGGGCAUCAAGAGGGGGUUCAACUGUGGCUGUUGGCUAUAUAACCGGAGACAUACUUCUAUGGGAUAUGACAGUAUCCUCUAGACAAGGAAAGCAAACUGAUGUUUCAUCCAAUGUUGUCAAGCUGCAGCUGGCUUCUGGAAGUCGUAGGCUUCCUGUUAUUGUCUUGCACUGGUCUGCCGGGUCAGCAAAAGAUACUACUAAAGGCGGUCAUCUUUUUGUAUACGGUGGUGAUGAUAUGGGGUCUGAAGAAGUUCUGACGGUUCUUAGCCUGGAAUCAUCUAAUGGAUUAGAGUUAGUAAGAUGCGCGUCGCGUGGGGACCUCAAACUUGAUGGAUCCUUUGCUGAUAUGAUUCUUAUUCCAGAUACUGGGGUUCCAGAUAAAAUACGAGCUUCUGCACUUUUUGUAUUGACGAAUCCUGGACAAUUGAAUUUCUAUGAUGGUAGUGCUCUAUUUUCUGGACGGAAAUCAGAAGAGGUAUAUGCUCAGCCUGAGGCUCGGAAAUUUCCAGUUGCAGUUCCUACAAUUGAUCCCAACAUAACCGUCACGGAUCUGUAUUCACUAACUGGAACAGGGCAUCCAAGUAUUUCACUGAAGAAAUUUUGUGCGAGGCAAAGUGUCGCACCUCCGAUAUCAGGGAAUAUGAAAUGGCCUUUGACUGGUGGGGUUCCUAGUGAAAUGUCACUGAAGGAAGAUCAUGCGGUUGAAAGAAUAUAUGUUGCAGGCUAUCAAGAUGGUUCUGUGAGAAUAUGGGAUGCAACUUUUCCCAUUCUGGUGCCAAUGUUUGUAUUGGAUGCAAAGGUGUCUGAUAUUAUUUUGGAUGGAGCAAAUGCUUCUGUAUCAUCGCUGGCGUUUUGUUCAUUAACCUUGACUUUCGCUGUUGGCACAACAAGUGGUCUGGUGCGCAUGUAUAAACUUCAUGAGCAUACUGGGGAUUCUAGCUUUCACUUCGUGAGUGAAUCUAAACAGGAAGUUCAUGCUGUUCAUCAUGGGAGAGGAUUCCAUUGUCAUGUUGCCUUUAUGGCAUCAAAUUCCCCUGUGCGAUCCCUCAGAUUUACAGGUUCAGGCGAGGUCCUUGCAGUAGGAUAUCAAAAUGGUCAGGUGGGCAUGUUUGAUGCAAGUCAACUGUCAAUGAUGUUCUGUGUGGAUUGCGCAUCAGGAACAAAUUCUCCUGUGGUCUCACUAAGCAUCUAUGGUGUUGUUUCAUCUGCUGCAGAAGUGGACCAGUCCCAGAAAGAGAUUGCUAAAAGUGGAAAAAAUUCCACAGAUGUUCUACUUUCCUUAACUAAGGAUGCACGUCUUACUGUAAUUGACAGCACUAGCGGUCUGGUAAUAAAUUCACAUCUGUUAGAUCAGAAGCAAUUGUCUGCAGUUUCGAUGUAUGUCAUAGAUGUAGCUUCAGAUGAGGAGCAAUCACAAUCAUCAGGAGACAAAUCCCCGCCUCAAAGUCAGACAGGAAAAGAACAAAAGGAUCUUGACCAAAAACAAGCACAAGGAGCCGAAACUAACCAGAAAAAGGCUUCUCAACAUUCACACAGCGGUGAUUCAAAUUCUCUUCUUUUGGUCUGCUUUGAGGAUGAAGCGCUUUUAUUUUCUCUGACAUCAUUGAUUCAGGGAAGCAACAAGCAUCUAGAUAAAAUAAAGCUCGCAAAACACUGCUGCUGGUCAGCCAUUUUCAAGAAUAAGGAUGAUAAAGCUUGUGGACUGAUAUUAGCUUAUCAGACAGGGAUCAUAGAAUUGAG
Molecule: messenger RNA, 2789 nt
Organism: Lolium rigidum
Lineage: Eukaryota; Viridiplantae; Streptophyta; Magnoliopsida; Poales; Poaceae
Biological process (GO): regulation of exocytosis
Cellular component (GO): cytoplasm; plasma membrane
Molecular function (GO): syntaxin binding; GTPase activator activity; myosin II binding
Source: RefSeq, a predicted model, not a curated record